Molecule: messenger RNA, 4370 nt
Organism: Notolabrus celidotus (New Zealand spotty)
Lineage: Eukaryota; Metazoa; Chordata; Actinopteri; Labriformes; Labridae
Gene: ankmy1
Product: ankyrin repeat and MYND domain containing 1
Exons: 20
Coding region: 156-3473 (1105 amino acids)
Molecular function (GO): protein binding
Source: RefSeq, a predicted model, not a curated record
UCAACUGUUGCCAUGACAACUGGUACUCACCGGAAAGUCAGAAGUGAAAUCUGAAAAACUUAAAUGUUGUUCUUGAACACUGAAGCUGCUGUAGAUACUCUAGACUCAUUUCUGUUGUAUUCACGUUGAUUCAUGGGAGUUAUUCUGAAAGGAUAAUGCACCGGAUGAAAAUGCCGUCGACCUGUAAAGGUGGAUCCGUCGCAACACCGAGGCGAGGAGGUGAGGGGCAGGGGUCAGAGGGACUGCAGGGACUCGGGAUUCAGGAUAGACUGCAGGGACUCGGGAUUCAGGAUAGACUGCCGAGACUCGGGGUCCAGGAGAGACUGCAGGGACUCGGGGUUCAAGACUGGCUCGACGGAUCCAGAUAUGAAGGAACAUUUGUGAACGGACUGAAACACGGCGAAGGAAGGUACACCUGGAGAAAUGGAGAGUUCUAUGAGGGCUAUUUCCACAAAGACUACAAACAUGGUGAUGGACUUUACUGCUGGCCCACUGGCCACACAUUCAUCGGCAAGUUCUACCUCAACAGGAAGGAAGGAUAUGGGAAACAAGUGUUCCCUGAUAAAGCCACUUUCCAGGGUUUGUACCACGCAGACCAGAGGUUUGGUCCAGGUGUGGUUAGUGAUCCAGAUGGUUGUGAGGAUGUGGGUCUAUGGCUUGGGGAGCGGCUGCUAAAGCUUUGUACCACAGUAGAAGAGGGUUUUAGCAUGAAGAGCUUCCCUGAGUAUGCUUCCCACAUGGACCCAGCUAACAACACGGAUUCCCUCACUCAGCCCUCUACUGAUUAUCCCCUGACUCAAGCAAGGACACACUACAAGUUAUAUAUCGAGAGCGAUGUCCCUCCAGAUGAGGUUUUUAUCCUCCCUCCAGAAAUUGAGACUUACUCAACAGAUGGAGACCACUUGCCACUGCCCCCUGGCCGCAGAAGAGAGUUGGAUCAAUGCUUUUAUGGCGAGCUGUGGGAGCCUGAUGCUUAUCUGCACCAAGGCUACGAGCGAGACCCUCUCUCUACUCUGCCCUUACACUCCCGCAUGCAAACUCACAUACACAAACACAGACAACAGGCCAACAAUGUGGACUGGGAUGUGGCAGCUGUUCUCUCUUUGAACAGAGAUAGUUUUGGUCCUAAAGGGCCUUUAGAGGUGAGCUCAGAGUUGUUGAUCCAGCAUGCCUCCAGAGGUGAGCUGCAAGCUGUAAUGCAGAUCCUCCAGACCGGGGCGGUCCAUCCUGAUGUGGCUGAUUCACAUGGGCACACUGCACUGAUCGCUGCCACUGUUAACUGCCAUAAUAAUGUCAUCCACCUGUUGUUGGAUAUGGGUGCAGAUAUUGACAAGUUGAAUAGUGAAGGCAUGUCCGCCCUGGCUGUGUGCUUUGUCAUCUACUACCCUUUUCAGUCUCUGCACACCCCUUUUGUCGAGCCACCUGCCAAAACUCAAGCUUUGAGGUCUUCUUCUGCGUGUGGGAGCAGUCCUCAGAUCAGCCAAGUGGACUUGGCCACAGAUACAUUCAGCACCAAAGUGUUCAAUGACUACAAGCUUAUCACUGAGCUGAAGGAGCCGGAGACCUUUGCAGAAGCUAAACACCUGCAAGAGGAGGGGAGUAAAGGAAAUGAGGAUGAAGAAGAAGAGGGUGGAGAGUUUAUUCAGACAGAGAAAGCAGAGAGGGAAAGAGAGAAUAAGGAGGAGGACAAAGAGAAAGAAAGUGACAUGGAGAGCACACAGGAGUAUGGAGAAAGUGAGUUAAAAGAUCCUGAGCUUGAUGAGAAAAGAGAAGCAGAGAGGGAUGAUGUUGAAGUAAAGAAGGAAGACGAGAAGAAGGAAAAUGAGAGUGUGCCUGUUAGUGAACGCUGGAUGGAUUGUGAAGAUACGGCAGAAGGAGUUCAGGGCAAAGACAAAGAACUGACCCAUACAACGACUUUUGACUCCACCUGCUUGGACAGCAGCUACAACAUCCAGAAUACAGAGGGAGUGAUGCAGCAAUCGACAGAGACACUGAGUUGUAAAGGGCUCCCUCAGCUCUCUGGGACACAGGAUACAGUACAAAAAGCAGCUGCCGUGAAUAUGAAGAGCAGCGUACGUUUAAACACCCUGAAGCUGUUAUUGGAGCGAGGAGCUGAUCCCAAUGUAUGCAGGGUCCCCAUGCCUGUCCUGUUUUUAGCCAUUAUGGCGGCUGACCCUGAGGCCGUCAGGAGGCUGCUGCUGUGUGGAGCUCGCACUGAUAUUCCCCUUCCAAUCGAGAGGAAAGGCCUGUAUCCUCUGCAUUUAGCUGCAGCACUACCAGGUUCAGCAGGUCCCAAGAUCACAGAGUUGCUCCUCCACGCUGUCACUGACCCAGAUGCACAAGCAUGUGACCAGGACGAGAUAUACGAACUGGAUAAGAUCAACAAACCACUGAGCAUGAAUGAGAACAAUCUCAAAGCAGGAGGCCGGACAGCCCUGCAUGUGGCCUGUCAGAGAGACAGUGACCACAGGAAUGUCAGUAAAAUAGUAGCACUCCUGCUCUCCCACGGUGCCAGCACGGAUCUCCUCUGGAGUGGACACUCACCUCUCUCCCUGGCUAUUGCAUCUGGGAAUGACAUGGCAGUAGAGGAGCUGUUGAAGGGCGGAGCAAAUCCCAAUCUUCCCCUCGGUGGCAGGGUGGGCAGUGCUCUCUGUGCCCUCGCCAACUUCAAAUACCACUUAGGUGGCAACAGAGCUAAGCUGCUGGACAUGUUAGCCAAGGCAGGUGCCGACAUCUUGAUUCCAGUGAAGGUGGGCGAACUGGUUGGAAAUGCAGUAGAUUACGCGCACCACUCCUUUAACCAGGACUUGCGUAUUGCCCACACUCCCUUCCACGCUCUGAACAUGCGUGAGAGAGAAAUAUUCAAAACACGGCGCCAUCUGCUGAACAUGAUGGGAGAUCUGCUGAGACAGACCGCCUGCAAGAGGCACGGUAAGAAUUUGGACGAAGAACACCUCAAGUUGAAUAGGUCCUCUAAUGGAUCCCUUCCUAGCAGUGAAAGUCUGUCACCCAUCACAGGAAACCACAGGACUCCAGAGUUCAAGUUCUGCUAUCACUGCGGCCGCUCGGUGUCCGUGAAGCUGACUGCCUGUAGCCGCUGCCACAAGGUCUUCUACUGCUCCAGGAACUGCAAACUGAAAGCGUGGGAUGAACGACACAAGCAGGAGUGUGUCAGGGAGUCAGACGGUAAUCAGAGCGGCUCAGUUACAGCUCAGCAAACCAAAAUAACACCAGCCCCCAAACCAUACCCCAGGAGCACCAAAGGGCAGACCAGAAAAAUCACAGCAGCGGAUGACAUUCAGAGGAGUGCUGCGUUUAAAACCAAAGGAGGCCCCAGACCUUUGACUGCCAUGGUGAAACCUAAAACAGUCUCCAGGCCUUUGAUUGUGGAGUUGAAAUCCCAGAGACUUCCUGAGCCCUUGAGUAUGGCAGAGGUCCAAAACAACCUGAAGGAAAACUACAGCCACAACUGAUGGACACUAAAAUUAACCCUUCAAAUAACAGUACAACAUCAGCUACCUAAUAUCAGAUUUUUUUUCUAAUUUUGAUUCAAAAGUUUAUAUUUUUAAAUGAAUGAUGAUGACAGUAUUAUAUGCUACAAACAUUUCUUUUUCUUUUUUAAUUACGUAGGUUUGCAAUCUGUCACAGUACUGUAAUAACAGUGUAAUGUCUUUCCUUAUCUGUGCUACUGACAGAAUCCCAUUGGGGCUGCUCUGACAUAUUUUUAUUCGGAACAAAUUUUGUAUCUGGAUUCUUUUAUACAUUAACAAUCUAACUAACACAAUUACUGUCUUAAAUGUUAAUAUAUAUAGUUUUUUUUUUUAAAUAAAAUGUUUAAAGUACUGAACAAUUGGAGUCACCUCAGCUGUCAUGGAGGUGGACUAUGUAUUAUUGCAUCAGUUUUUUGGUAGCUCUACACAGUCAGGAUACUCACUGUUAACAUGAUGGAACUGUGUAGUGCCUUAAACUUUUAUUUAUUGACUUCCUAAACAGAGUAACCUUAAGUUGUGUCUUUUAUGAGUUAGUAUUUAAGAUAUUUAUACCAGGUAGAAAUACAGAAUACUUUCUCAGCAGUCAGUAGGAGACAGUAGAUUUGAUGGCCUUCCCUGUUGCACCACCCUGAGGACAAGUGCUCUAACAAUGUUUAAGUCAGUUCUGUUUGUUUCCAUUCCUUCAGACUUGUGUAUGAUUUAAAUACUAUUUUUGGGGUCAAGGGAAUUUGUUUUGAUUUAAAACAACACCUAGGAUCUGUGCAUUGUUGUGUUCAUCUGCUGGCCUCAGAAAAUGACUUGCAUUAAACUGAUGUGCAUCAAAAUUCAAACACUAAAUCCCACAUUUUGGUAAAUAUAACUCAUAUUAAAAACACAAAA